CUCCCCUUCCUCGCCGAUCCCGGGCGUAGGCGCAACCCCCGGCGAUCCGGAGCUCUCCGCCGCUUCUCGACCCCAUGGAAGACUUGGAGCUCCUCGGCGCUGGGCAGCAGCCAGCGGUCCCCGCCGAUAACGGGGCGCUGGACGGCGGCGAGGAGGAUCCCGCCGCCGCUUUCCUGGCGCAGCAGGAGAACGAGAUCGCAGGCAUCGAGAACGACGAGGGCUACAGCAUCCUCGAUAGCGGCGAGGUGCCGGCGGCACUGCAGGUCCAGGAGGGACCCGACUCGGGUGCUGUUGAUGGAGUGGUUAAUGGAGAUGCUUAUCAGGAGAGUAAUGGUCCAACAGAUUCGUAUUCUGCCAUAUCCCAAGUUGAUCGACUUCAGUCAGAACCAGAAAGUAUUCGGAAGUGGAGAGAGGAGCAAAAGGAGCGCCUGGAGCAACUGGAUGCAAACUCACGGAAGCAGGAAGCAGAAUGGAAAGAGAAAGCAAUAAAAGAGCUGGAGGAGUGGUAUGCCAGGCAAGAUGAAAAUCUCCAGAAAACAAAAGCAAGCAACAGGGUGGCAGAUGAAGCUUUCUACAAACAACCCUUCGCUGACGUGAUUGGUUAUGUCACAAACAUAAAUCAUCCUUGCUACAGCCUAGAACAGGCAGCUGAAGAAGCCUUUGUGAAUGAUGCAGAAGAUGUUUUCCCGGGCACUGAGUGGGAACGUGUGGCUCAACUUUGUGACUUUAAUCCCAAGUCUAGUAAGCAGGCAAAAGACGUGUCCCGCAUGCGUUCAGUCCUCAUCUCACUCAAGCAGGCUCCACUGGUUCGCUGAAGGAAAGUGCAAUGGAAAACACUAUGGAUGCAAUAUCUUAACCUGACUCGGAGAAGCUAUGUCUGCUGUAACUGGAUUAAUUGUUUCAGUGGUUUUUUGGACCAAACCUUGUGAUGUGUACCUAGAGCUGAUACUUGUUUGAUUGCAUGUUCUUCCUCAUGUUUUCUUUCUGUGUCUGAAAUGGGAGGACCUCUAAAACUGUAAUCUCUGUGCUACUGUGCACUGAGAUGUCACUUCCCACAUUACUGAUAUUAAAGAUCUGUUAAACUGCAAAA
This is a messenger RNA of Calypte anna (Anna's hummingbird), 1090 nucleotides long. It is a transcript of the gene CLTA, whose product is annotated as clathrin light chain A. The record is from RefSeq and is a predicted model, not a curated record. NCBI's taxonomy places the organism in Eukaryota, Metazoa, Chordata, Aves, Apodiformes, Trochilidae. The transcript is spliced from 7 exons. Gene Ontology annotation, molecular function: structural molecule activity; clathrin heavy chain binding. Bases 75 to 815 code for a protein of 246 amino acids. Gene Ontology annotation, biological process: clathrin-dependent endocytosis; intracellular protein transport; clathrin coat assembly. Gene Ontology annotation, cellular component: synaptic vesicle membrane; clathrin coat of trans-Golgi network vesicle; postsynaptic endocytic zone cytoplasmic component.